ACAUAUAAGGUAUCUGGAUGAUAAAGUAAGCUUUGACCAGGAAUUCGUGUUUUCACCGAAACAUCGUCUUCUUGAGUGUGUUCUUCAAUGUAUAUAUGUCAAAACCUGUGUAUCAGUCUUUUAUUCACCAUUGAUUUGUCGGGGUCAUUCAACAGCGUUUUCUCAGAAUUCUGCAAGCUUAAUCCAAAUGCAUGGAACGCGCUAUUUUCUUCUUGACCAAUUCCCGCCAACAACUGCAGAAAUGUCAACCCAAUGGAGUCAAAAGGAUACUACCUAUGCUGCGACUGAACCCUCUGUUAGCUCGAUGCUAGGUUUGUGCUAUUCACUGGAACAGCUUGGCUAUAUCUGGGAUUUUGUUUAUGGUAUAUGUUAUCAUCUUCAUGGAUCCAAACUUAAUGUCCUUAAUGCCACAGCAAAAUGUCAGUCAGAACACGCAAAGAGCCGCCUGUUGCUCGUUGACUCGGAUGAUACAUACAACUUUGCAGUUCAAGUAAUAGAUACAUACCGUGCGGGACCUAUCUACCUGCAGGGGACGCGAUCUGGUGGUUCUAAUUUCGUUGAUGAUGACGGACAGUUGAUGACCUACUUUAAAUGGGACGAUGGGGAACCCGGCAGUAAUGGCGACUACCUGCGGACGGACAAGGCCACUUGGUUGCAAGAGACUUCUACAGGAACGACAUCGUACAAAUUCAUCUGUCAUUUAUACUGA
Messenger RNA from Saccostrea cuccullata (small rock oyster), 709 nucleotides. RefSeq lists its product as uncharacterized. The transcript is spliced from 3 exons. The record is from RefSeq and is a predicted model, not a curated record. Bases 188 to 709 code for a protein of 173 amino acids. Lineage: Eukaryota; Metazoa; Mollusca; Bivalvia; Ostreida; Ostreidae.